AUGUCGAAACGAAAGGUCGCACCUGGAGAACAGGCCGCUAGAAAGAAGCAAAAACUCCCUGACAUGAACCAAAAUUCCGCUGUGAAAAGUUCAACCGUCAGAGGUGAUUCGUUAAAAUGGAAAGAGGUAUCUCUUCCUGGACGGCUGGAAGAUGCCGAGGGAUUUUUUGGGCUCGAAGAAAUCGACGACGUUGAGGUCGUGAGAGACGAAUCUACCAACGCCAUCAUGUUUCGUCCCAAAUCCCAAGAGGCAGUAUCGGACGAUUCGAAUGACGACGAGGACGGAGAGGAAUGGGGCGGAUUUGACGACGAAUCGCAACCCCACCAAUCUUCUUCUGAAGAGGCCAAGUCGGUACCUGUUGUCAGUGGGAAAGCCAAAACCCCAUUGCCAAAGGACCAACCGGACAACAAGAAACAAACCCAGAAAUCGGACAAAGCGGCCGAUAUUCAGCCCGGGUUGGGGUUUGAUGUCUUGGAGGAUACUACCGACGACACGAAGACCGACAUAUCCGCAUGGAAAGACCUAGAGCUACACCCGAUCACACUGUCACAGCUUGCUCGACUGGGCUUUUCUAAGCCGACACCGAUUCAAAAAGCUGCUAUUCCGGCGAUCAAGCAAGGUCACGAUGUUAUCGGAAAAGCCGUUACCGGGUCUGGUAAAACACUGGCAUUCGGCUUGCCGAUCUUCGAAGAUUGGCUCUCUACCGCAGCUUCAAUAAGGAACGCGUCCAAAAAGCCCAAGAAGUCAAUACUCGCCCUCAUUCUUGCGCCAACCAGAGAGCUGGCCCUGCAACUCCAUAAACACCUCAAUGAGUUGUGUAUGGGGUUGACAAGUCAUCCAAGUGUGACUGCGGUGACUGGUGGUCUAUCUAUCAUCAAGCAGCAACGACAGUUGGGAUACGCAGACAUUGUUGUGGCGACGCCUGGGCGACUAUGGGAAGUCAUGAACGACACAUCAGCAAACCAUGACACGGAUGUUUUCAUGGACCGCCUGAAAGCGAUCAAGUUCUUGGUUGUUGAUGAAGCGGAUAGAUUGUUGAGUGAAGGACACUUCAAGGAGAUCGAAAAUAUCCUUGACGCCCUGGACCGAGAGGUCGUCGAUGAAGAAGAAGCCACGGAAGAACGGGUCACAAAAGUCUCACAAAAGUCUCAACGACAGACUCUCGUCUUCUCAGCCACCUUCCACAAAGGUCUACAACAGAAGCUGACCGCCAAAGUUAAGCCUGGCAAGCGCAUGAGUGACCAACUACUCACUAACCAGCAGUCGAUGGAAUACCUACUGCGCAAACUCUCAUUUCGGGAGGCGAAACCUACCUUUAUCGACGUCAAUCCUGAGACGCAAAUGGCAUUAGCGCUGUCCGAGUCAAUCGUGGAGUGUGCUGCAAUGAAGAAGGAUCUUUACCUGUACGCGUUACUAAUGCAAAAUACUGCUGCAAAGACGCUGGUCUUUACGAAUAGUAUCUCGGCGGUACGAAGGUUGGUGACGUUUCUGCAAACUCUGAAACAGCCUGCAGUCGGGUUACAUUCGACUAUGCCUCAGAAGUCGAGAUUGCGCUCGUUGGAGAAAUUUGCGUCACAACGUACCGUUCUUAUCGCCACAGAUGUUGCUGCGCGAGGUCUUGACAUUAAGGGCAUACAGUUGAUUAUUCACUAUCAUGUUCCUCGCACCGCAGACAUGUACGUCCAUCGCUCAGGAAGGACGGCUCGUGCCGAGAACUCUGGUCGAUCGAUAUUGCUUUGUUCGCCAGACGAAGUCGCAGGUGUCACGAGGCUGAUUACAGAGGUGCACAAAACUGAUAAGGCCCCUGAUGUUGUGGAUCUAGAUGGUCGACUAGUCAAGAGAUUGGCUGACCGUGUUGAUUUGGCACAUAAGAUUAGCGAUGCAACGAUAGCCAAGGAGAAAACAAACAGCAAAGACGAAUGGCUGCGGAGUGCUGCAGAGGAGCUCGGCGUUGACUAUGACAGUGAAGAGUUUGAGAUCCAGGGGCAGCAGGGACGACGAGGUCGAGGUGGUGGUAAGGCCAAGAAAAUCAAAGAAACGGCGGCUACCGGGAAAGACCAGAUCUCACAAUGGCGAGCUGAACUUCAAAGUCUUCUGGACAAGAGGAUCAAUUUGGGUGUUAGUGAGAGAUAUUUGGCUGGUGGUAGGGUCGAUGUGGAUGCACUGCUGAAUGGCAAGGCCGAUGGUGCGUUUCUCGAGGGUCGAUGAGGGACCAACACGUAUGAUAUCUUCUAUUUGCCAUACUUCUAAGCUGGAGAGGCUUGGGACGAGUUGAACAUCCCUGGUCCA
Exophiala oligosperma is the source of this 2289-nucleotide messenger RNA. RefSeq lists its product as uncharacterized. The transcript has a single exon. Gene Ontology annotation, cellular component: nucleolus. Lineage: Eukaryota; Fungi; Ascomycota; Eurotiomycetes; Chaetothyriales; Herpotrichiellaceae. The record is from RefSeq and is a predicted model, not a curated record. Gene Ontology annotation, molecular function: ATP binding; RNA helicase activity; nucleic acid binding. The coding region runs from base 1 to 2208 and encodes 735 amino acids.